GGUUACCUGACUGAGCAGCUGUGUGGGGUGUUCAGUGGGAGGUACCAGGAGAUGAGGAGACAGAGGAUAAGAGUGACGCUAGAGUCACGGAAACUGCCGGUCCUGGCUCUGAAUGAGGUCUUUGUCGGGGAGAAGGACAUCUCACACUCGUCCUACUACGAGAUCUCUCAUGAUGGGAGUCCGAGUGAGAGACAGAAAUCGUCUGGUCUAUUGGUAUACACCGGCUCUGGCUCCACCUCGUGGUUUGUAGUACCUUUACCGUUGUUUGAUGUGCAUUUGCCUUGCUCUGGUUCCACUUCGUUGGCAUACAACAUGAACAGAGUCAGCAGUGAAACAGUUCAGAAGUUGCUCCACAUUGCUGGUGAAAUUGCUUCUCUUCCAGCUGAGUUGUCCCAACCCCAGCUAGCACAAAAUGUGUCAGAAGUUUUCAACUAUUCCAAUGUGUUUGGAGGAGAGGAACAGACUAUGGCUUUCACAGUCAGAGAACCUAUCAUCAGAGGUAUAUUUGCAGUUGGAAGAACACACGGAUUUGCCAAAACUGUGAAAGUGGUGUCGAGAAGCUGGAAUGCCAAUCUGGUGGUGGACGGCCACUACUGCACAGAUUUCCCCAACGGCUCUACGGCCCUGCUGGAGCUCCAGGACUCCGACAGUCUCAGAACCCUCACUAGCUCCUCCCCUGACUCCUCCCCUCGGCUCCACCAACACUCUCCACACAGCUAGCUACUGUAGCUCUCUCUGCUUUAUUAUAUACAUACAUCACGAUGUCUAGCUGUGUUUGCUGUCUUACAGGAGACAUUGUUGGUUGAUUAGUGUUGCGUUCAUUGGUGUUUCAUAUAAUAAGUAGUGACUUUUGCAGUGUAUAUAGUUUUUUUCAUGUUGUUAUAAUCUAGCUGUCAA
Molecule: messenger RNA, 897 nt
Organism: Geodia barretti
Lineage: Eukaryota; Metazoa; Porifera; Demospongiae; Tetractinellida; Geodiidae
Source: the annotation of a GenBank genome assembly